AAUAUGGCCUUUUAUAUUCCACGUCGAUGCUGGACGGACGUUAAGUAAUAGUGUUAAAAUAGUGAAAAAUGGGCGUGUUGAAGUUUAGUGGACUGUUCAUAUUACUUUACCUGUGCAGCGCUGCAAAUGCGGCGUCCAUAUUAGUCCUCAUCUCAUCUCUGUCUUAUUCUGACCAUUUAGUAUUUAGAGGCUAUGUGUCGCAACUCGCACAGAAAGGACACUCCGUGGUGCUGAUGACCGCAUAUCCAGGCCACUUCCAAUAUCCUGAUGUCGAAAGAAUUGUAGAGCUAGAUGUAAGCCAGGAGUCAGGACAAUACUGGGACGAUCAUAAGGACUUGAUGACCAACGUCAACGACUAUUUGCCUAGAAUACGAGCUAUCAAUGAAUUGAAAUUGAAAAUAGCCAUCGCCCAGUUAAGAUCGAAGCAAAUGACAGCUCUACUCAUUAACCCCAAUAUUAAGUUUGAUUUGGUGGUGACUGAAGCUGAUGUCCCGCUCUUGUACGCGGUUGCCGAGAAAUACAAGGCUCCUCACAUUGCAUUCACUACAUCGAGCGGUAAAUUGCACCAGUAUGAAGCUAAAGGUAACCCCAUUCACCCAGCAUAUUACCUCGACGUGAACUCUUUGAACAGUGGACAAAUGUCCAACUGGGAGAAGUUGGUGGAGUUCUAUCGUCAUAUUCAAACAUACAACGAUUACUAUUACAACUUCCAACCACUCUGUGAUAUUGCCGCUAAGAAAAUCUUUGAUAUGAAAAGAAGUCUUCUAGAAGUGGAGCAAGAUAUUGAUAUGCUCUUCGUUGCGAAUAAUCCAGUUUUGCUCGGAAAUAGACCUACAGUUCCAGCGAUUAGAUACGUAGACCGCUUGCAUCUUAGACCAGGUCUUCAUCUGCCUCAGAACCUGCAAACGUUUUUGGACUCGGCCACAAAGGGAAUUGUGUACUUCAGCUUAGGUGCUCUGCAAGAGCCAGAAAUGCUGGCACCCGCUAUCCUGAACACCUUGGCAGAUGCGUUCCGCGAACUACCCUACACUAUCCUGUGGAAGAUCGCGAACACCACCAUGAUCAACAAGUCCGACAACGUUUUGGCUCAACAGUGGUUCCCUCAGCAAGAAAUUCUUGCUCAUCCAAACGUUAAAGCCUUCAUUACAAGCGGUGGAUCUCGCUCUUUGGAGGAAGCUGUUUUUUACGAAGUACCAAUAAUUGGCUUUCCACUGCAAAAGCCUACAAAAACUUUCAUUGAACAAAUCACUAAGUUUGGGGCAGGAGAGUUAUUAGAUCCUUACAAUUUGGAGAAGGAAACAGUGAAGUCGACGAUCGAAGCCGUUGUUACAAAUGAACAGUACAAAAUAUCCAUGUCGAAACUGAGGCGUGCGGCUUUCGAUCCAGCAAUAUCAGGCCCUGAAACUGCUACGUGGUGGACCGAGUAUGUCUUGAGCAACAAAGGGGCUCGUCACCUCCGAUCUUCCGCCGUUGGCAGCAGCUUUACCAAAUACUUCAUGCUGGAUAUCGCGUUAUCCCUUGGCGCGGUUAUUUUGGUGUUCAUUUUCCUGGCCUUCUUAAUUUUACGUUAUAUCGUUAGGCGUCUCCUUUCCCGUUUCUUUGGGAAGCGUUUUGACGAGAGUGGAAAAUUCAAAGCUCUAUAAAAGGAAAACUAAUGUAAUCAUUAUUAACUUUAUGAAUGUAAUCUACCUAUGUGAUGGAAAUUGAAAAAAGAAACAAGUUUAUUAUUAAAAGUUAAUAAAU
Molecule: messenger RNA, 1743 nt
Organism: Ostrinia furnacalis (Asian corn borer)
Lineage: Eukaryota; Metazoa; Arthropoda; Insecta; Lepidoptera; Crambidae
Gene: Ugt2
Product: uridine diphosphate glucosyltransferase 2
Exons: 4
Coding region: 69-1643 (524 amino acids)
Molecular function (GO): UDP-glycosyltransferase activity
Source: RefSeq, a predicted model, not a curated record